Messenger RNA from Ilex paraguariensis (yerba mate), 1062 nucleotides. NCBI's taxonomy places the organism in Eukaryota, Viridiplantae, Streptophyta, Magnoliopsida, Aquifoliales, Aquifoliaceae. The record is from the annotation of a GenBank genome assembly.
AUGGCAAAUUCAACUCUACCGAUAUCAUCAAGAGUUUCUUCGAGGCCGACCCAUCUUGGCUUUAGGGACCCAUGUAUUGGAUUUCAUCCAGAAUCUCAGAGUUUCAGAUCAGUUUCUCUCUCCUCUCAACUUCACAAUCUCUCUCUCAAAUCUUCGGAGGCUACUAGACAGCUGCAGUCAUAUAAAAUAAGUGCAGUUGUCAGAGGAGAAAGCAGCUUUGAAGGGAUGGAGAUUGACAUCUCACUGAGUCCCAGAGUAAAUUCAGUGAAACCUUCAAAGACAGUGGCUAUAACUGAUCAGGCGACUGCUCUUGUACAAGCUGGUGUGCCUGUUAUUCGAUUGGCUGCUGGGGAACCUGAUUUUGAUACCCCAGCUGUAAUUGCCGAGGCUGGGAUAAACGCAAUUCGUGAAGGUUACACAAGGUAUACUCCAAAUGCGGGUACUUUGGAACUCCGCUCCGCAAUUUGUCAUAAGUUGAAGGAGGAGAACGGUAUCUCUUACACGCCUGAUCAGAUUUUGGUUAGUAAUGGAGCAAAGCAGAGUAUCCUUCAAGCCUUGCUUGCAGUUUGUUCUCCAGGAGAUGAGGUUCUAAUUCCAGCUCCGUUUUGGGUGAGUUAUCCAGAAAUGGCGAGACUGGCUGAUGCUACACCUGUGAUUAUUCCAUCUCUCAUCUCCGAGAAUUUUCUCUUAGAUCCAAAGCUUCUUGAAUCUAAACUUAGUGAGAAGUCAAGACUGCUGAUUCUUUGUUCACCAUCCAACCCAACAGGGUCUGUCUACCCCAGGAAAUUGCUUGAAGAGAUUGCUGAGGUUGUAGCAAGACAUCCAAGGCUUCUGGUGCUUUCUGAUGAAAUAUAUGAACACAUUAUUUAUGCACCAGCAACUCACACCAGCUUUGCAUCUUUACCUGGCAUGUGUAAUAGGACUCUGACUGUCAAUGGAUUUUCGAAGGCCUUUGCAAUGACUGGUUGGAGACUUGGAUAUCUUGCCGGUCCUAAACACUUCGUUGCUGCAUGUGGGAAGAUUCAAAGCCAGACUGGAGAGUUAGGAGUUAGGACUGCCUGA